UUUUUUUUUUUAACGCAACUCCAUGACUGAUGAUUUUUGUUUCGCCUUAUUACGAUCAACGACUUUACAAAUCUUACAAUCAGUAGGAUUCGAAUCAGUACAACUUAGUUCAGCGGAUACACUUACUGAUGUCUUUGGACAGUAUAUUGAAUUCUUGGCCUCAACAGUAUGCGAAUAUGCUCAUUUGUCUGGUCGAGCAACUGGCAAUUCAUUCGAUGUUAUGGAUGGAUUAUCAGAAUUAUCAAUCGACAUCAAGACUUUAGAGAAUUGGUUAGAACUAGAAGGAAAAGAUUUUACACCUGCAUGGACCGAUCAAUCUGAUCCUAGUUGUGCACUUGAAGGUGUCAUUGACGUACGGAGAAAGAAGUCUGAAAAACCUUUUAUAUAUGAAUACUUGAAUAAAGAAGAAUUAAACAACUGUACAAUAGAAACACUUAAUACAGACGACGACGAAAUCACUACUGACAAGUCAGUAUCAUCAAAAACAACAACAACAACAUUAUCAACACUACCUGAAACAUCUUUACCGAACUAUGUACCAUCUUAUUUACCAGCAUUCCCAAAGAUGAAUCUACUCAACAAGGAAGAGGAUGGAAUAGAUUUAUACGAGAAAAAGGGGGAAACGUUAUUAUCAUCAAGUACAUCAUCCAUCAACCUAUCUCACCCACUAACCGUCAAAAAGAAAAAGAAACCUAUCACCAAUCCAUUUACGCACAUCACACCAUUUGAUGAAUCAUAUAUUGCUACUGACAAGGAUGCCCCACCACUAAUGGCACUCUCAGCACUUAACACAACAACACAAUCAUCGUCAUCAUCAUCAUCAUCAGAAUUAUCUCAUUCGUUAUCAGCUCAACGCGACAUACCAUUAAAACGACUGAUGGACGCAUACGAAGAAGAACCACAACCCCAAAAACAACCAGUAACAAGAUCACUCCCUCAUCUCUUCCGACAAGAUACACAAGAUGAAGCUUCAGCAGGAACUCGAUUAUUUGGACGAUCUAGCGGUUUACUUGGUAAUAUGGUACGGAAUGUAGCACCACCAUUAGCAUUAUCAACUUUAUCAACACCCAACUUAAUGGUAGAUAUGGUGACAACCACUGGUAAUUUAUCAUCAACCAACGCUGAAAAAUCAUCAUCUUCUACUGCAUCAUCUGUAUCCACCAGUGCAGCUCCCAACUUGAUCACCAUACCAACAUUAGAAGCUUUAAAUCAGCGGAAGAAACAGGACAAACAAGAAAAGAAGAUCAAAUUUAAACUUUAGUUUUUGUAUGAUAGUUUAGAUAUUAGAAAAUAAAGGGAAUUUUUUUACGUUGUACUGUCAUGACUUACCAUAAAGGGAUAUUCUAAAAAAUUUGAA
This is a messenger RNA of Halteromyces radiatus, 1357 nucleotides long. RefSeq lists its product as uncharacterized. Lineage: Eukaryota; Fungi; Mucoromycota; Mucoromycetes; Mucorales; Cunninghamellaceae. The record is from RefSeq and is a predicted model, not a curated record. Gene Ontology annotation, molecular function: protein heterodimerization activity. The transcript has 2 exons. Gene Ontology annotation, cellular component: transcription factor TFIID complex. Bases 23 to 1261 code for a protein of 412 amino acids.